Molecule: messenger RNA, 360 nt
Organism: Penicillium chermesinum
Lineage: Eukaryota; Fungi; Ascomycota; Eurotiomycetes; Eurotiales; Aspergillaceae
Product: alpha-ketoglutarate dehydrogenase subunit KGD4
Exons: 2
Coding region: 1-360 (119 amino acids)
Biological process (GO): 2-oxoglutarate metabolic process
Source: RefSeq, a predicted model, not a curated record
AUGCGUGCCACUUUCGCUCUCCGCAAUGCCGCCCGGACUCCCCUGAUCCGCUUCGUGGGCAAGCGCUCAGUUCCUCAGUCCGUGGACCACACUCCUCGCGUUCACCCCGCCGCUCCUACUUCUUCUCUCCCUGACUCCUUCGCUGCCUACCGUGAAAAGGCCCAGCAGCACGGCCCUCUCGGUCGCGCUCAGUUCACUGGCACCAUCGGUGGCACGCCUGGCGCCUCCCUGGGCCCCGUCCGCCCCGAACCCGGUCAGUUCUUUGACCGCGCUGAGCUUCCUGCACGCUUCGGUCGUCUGCCCUGGUCUCAAGCUGAGAUUGAGGCCAUUGAGACUGGCGGUGCCAGCUUGUUCGCUUAA